AUGUGGAUAGACGAAGCAGAUGGCUUCGCCGAGAUUUUUAGGGGCUACUUACCCUAUUAUUUGCUUGUGGCUCUGCCUAUUUUUAUCAUAAUGUCGCCUGUGAACCCGGUAGCUGCUUCUCACGAGUUUUCUGUAUACAGGAUGCAACAAUAUGAUUUACACACAGUUCCCCAUGGUUGCCGCAGUGCUAGCUUCAACUUAGAAGGUCGUUCACUCACUUCAUGGAGCACUUCCCGUCACUGUGUGGUUGCUAGAGUUCAAGAUAUCACCAUUGACCAAUUUAUGGAGAUCAGAGCUAAAGCAGGUGCAUUGUUGCUGGUGUUACCCAAAAAUGACACUGUUUUGACUCCAGAGGAAAAAGAGCAUAUCCAACUUCUGGAGAUGGCAAUGAUCCAGCAGGAAGUGAAUGCCCCAGUGUACUUCGCUCGCUGGUCUCCAGACUUCGAGGAUAUUAUCCGAGAUCUGCAGCACAGUUUUAUCACUGAUGAUAAAUCUGGCACUGCUUUGGAAGCAAUGAUGAAUACUGUAUCUUCUAAUGGCUACCAAAUUGUGGUGUCAGCAUCAACACCGCAGAAGCUAGAAUCGAAACCCGUUACCCUUCACGGCAAGCUGGUCGGACGCUCAGGGUCCUCGCAGACCAUCGUCAUUGCUGCUCAUUAUGACUCCUCUGCUGUAGUGCCUGAAUUAUCGCAAGGUGCCGAUUCAAAUGCCUCCGGUGCCAUUGCAAUUCUAGAACUAGCCCGAAUCUUCUCCCGUUUGUACUCCACGGCAGCCGUCCGCGGCGGACCUUCGAUUUUGUUUGUAUUAACCUCUAUUGGACACUCACUUAACUACUUCUCAGCAAAGAAGUGGUUAGAGGAACAGCUGGAUUCCACCGAUGCUGCGUUAUUACAGGAUGUCUCCUUCGUAAUGUGCCUGGACUCCAUAUCUUCAUCUCCAUCCAUGACUAUGCACGUGUCCAAGCCUCCAAAGCCUGGUGGCGCGGCGCACUCUAUCAAGACCAGACUUGGUGUAUCCAUAAAUCAUAAAAAGAUCAAUUUAGCUGAGGACCUGUUGGCAUGGCAGCAUGAGAGGUUCAGCAUCAGGCGGAUGACAGCGUUCACGCUUAGCUCACUGCAGAGUCACAAGGACCCGUCUCGGUACACUGUGCUAGACACACCUUCGGAAUCGAACCUGAAAAAUUUAAUAUCCAACAUCGCAGUUACAGCGCGAGCGCUUGCCUCCCACGUCUACAAUAUAACUGAUGAGGGCAGUGAUGAAGAUGCUGCGCUAUACAAUGAUGCACUGGCUGUAGACGAGGCGUCAAUAAGACAUUGGUACAAAUAUUUAACGUCACAGUCGCGGGCACCACAAUUAAUUACAACAACAUCAUCUAGUCAAGGCGUGACGGGCGCGCUGGAGCGUGCGCUGUCGCGCUACAUGGACGUGUCGGUGAGCGCGCACGCAGUGGACAAGCGGGAGCCCGAGUACACGCUCUACGGACCCACUGCCGCCUCCUUGUUCGUCUACAGUGUAAAGCCGGCAGUCUUCGACUUAAUAUUAACACUAGCGAUUAUCGCUUACCUAACAGUGGUAUAUUUCGCUAUACAAUUGUUCCCGCGUUUCUACGAAGAGUACGCCAAACUUGUCACGGGCAAAGCCAAAGUACAUUAG
Messenger RNA from Arctia plantaginis, 1653 nucleotides. The record is from the annotation of a GenBank genome assembly. Lineage: Eukaryota; Metazoa; Arthropoda; Insecta; Lepidoptera; Erebidae.